CUCAGCGGACUCCCUCAGCACACAGGCUGCCGGGCACUGACGUCCCGUCACCUCCAGAUACGCACCGGAGGAGAGGAGGAUGAAGAACGGCCUGGAGGAGCAGGAGGAGCAGGAGGAGCAGGAGGAGCAGCAGGAGGAGCAGCAGGAGGACCUGGACGACCAGGAGGACGCGUCCCACCUGGAGAUCUUCAUGAGGGACCGGAGGAGAGCCCGCUCCCUGCCGGCGCUCCUCACCCGCGUCUCCGGGAGGAAGCGGGUGCAGUUCGCGGACUCGAUGGGUCUGGACCUGGCCAGCGUCAAGACCUUCAGCACGCUGGAGGAGCCGAGGGUCCCCAGCACGGUGCUGACCCGGCACCGGAGCCCGGACCCCGACCAGAGCCCGGACACCCGGACCAGAGCCCCCGGACCAGAGCGACACCGGGCCUCUCCGCUGCGGGUCUGCCUGGAGGAGGUCAGCGUCUCGCAGGGGGCCGUGCGGGCCCGGGUCCGGGUGCUGGGUGGUGGCCCCGUCAGGGAGGUGGGGAUCAGGUACACCUUCAACGACUGGCGGUCCUACGUGGACGCGCAGGCCGUGCCCGUGGGCCGGGAGCGCUUCAGCGUCACCGCGGUCACGCCGCCGGACGCGGACGUGCACCUGGCCGUGUACGUGAGGAGCGAGGAGGGGGAGCACUGGGACAACAACCAGGGCAGGAACUACACCCUCCACCAGGGCCCGGAGAACUACACCCUCCACCAGGGCCCGGAGAACUACACCCUCCACCAGGGCCCGGAGAACUACACCCUCCACCAGGGCCCGGAGAACUACACCCUCCACCAGGGCCCGGAGAACUACACCCUCCAGCACCACCAGGGCCCGGAGACACGGCCCAGUCCACCUGACCGCUGACCACGAACCAUACAGGAGAACGUGUCUCAGUGUCAACAGCCUACUGGACGUGUCUCUGUCUCACUGCUGCUGUUAGACUCCAUCUGUGGACCAGAAAUAUAGGAUGUGGAACAUUUUCUAAAUAAAACACAGUAUAUUUGUGUGCUCGGCUCUAUAAUUUAAGGUAAUUUACAGAUGAGAACAUCUGUAAAGGCUUUAAGAACUAAAGGCUGAUUCCUGAUCUGUUUUUAAAGCGAAAGAAAAUGUGUCAAUAUCUGUCAGUUAAACCCUGAACGUCUUUUUAAAUGAGAUUUAAAUGAUCAUAACACUGUUUUUAAUAUAGAAACUUGGAUAAUUCCAUAUGUAAAACUCCUUUGAGUCAUGUGAUCAAUCACACAGAUCAUCUUUAAUUAUCUUUCAUGGAUGUAACAUUGAUGCAGUUUGAGUGCAUUGUUUUUAACAGUAGAAUUUAUUUUCAUCCUGUAAGGAAAUGAAUAGAAAUCAGCGGCUGCCUGAAACUGUGGAAGAAUAAAAAAACAUUAAAGUGACUGAAAAAAUGUUAAUCUUUGAUGUUCAGUAAAUGUGAUUCAUAGAAAAUAAUCUAAAACAUGAAAAAACAAAAACACUGGAAUGGUUCUUUAAUCCGCAGAGAGAAGAUUCAGCAGAUCUGUGUCUAAAGGUUGCAGGUUUGAUUCCCUGCAGCCAAACACAUGAAAGAAAACAUGACGUUUUGGAAACGUUAAGGAGAAUAUUAUAGUUUUUAUUCAUAGUUCACUUUGUUUUUAAGGCUUAAAACUGAUGUGAGAGCAGAGAAAAACUUUUUUUUUUAAAGUUUAUAUCUACUCAAGUACUACUAAAGAACAUUUGUGAAGUACUUCUACUUUGUUUGAGUAUUUACAUUUUAAGUUACUUUAUACUUUAUACCUCUACAUCUCAGAGAGUUACUGGACUUCUUACUGCACAAAACAUGAAAACUUGUUGAGUAGUUUAUGAAACUCAUAACGUCUGUCUGUCCUCCUGUCUGUCUGUCUGUCCUCCUGUCUGUCUGUCUGUCCUC
Messenger RNA from Anoplopoma fimbria (sablefish), 1922 nucleotides. RefSeq names its product protein phosphatase 1 regulatory subunit 3G (gene ppp1r3g). Gene Ontology annotation, cellular component: protein phosphatase type 1 complex. The record is from RefSeq and is a predicted model, not a curated record. Gene Ontology annotation, biological process: regulation of glycogen biosynthetic process. Lineage: Eukaryota; Metazoa; Chordata; Actinopteri; Perciformes; Anoplopomatidae. Gene Ontology annotation, molecular function: protein phosphatase 1 binding; glycogen binding.